AUGGGGGUAAUAGUCUCGUUGAGGAAGUUUAUGGUCAUAUCUACGGGAAGUUGUUGUAGAUUUUGCCGUGUGCCAAUCAGCAUGUAUUUGGUCUUUUUCGGGUUAAUAAGCAAUUCAUUUUCGGAACAACUGUUUGCAAUCAAAUACAAGUCUUCCGGUCGAGUUUGGGAUGACGGUCGAGUUUGGGAUGACGGUCGAGUUUGGGAUGACGGUAUUUGCAGAGGUGGAGCGAACAAUCUUAACCUCGGGAUAGCGCGAAUAUUCGUCGAUUACCACGAAGAGCAUAUCGCCGGGGGGAAGAGGGCCACAGAAAUCGACAGAGAGUUGUUGCCAAGGGGCCUGUGGUAA
Molecule: messenger RNA, 348 nt
Organism: Paramuricea clavata
Lineage: Eukaryota; Metazoa; Cnidaria; Anthozoa; Malacalcyonacea; Plexauridae
Source: the annotation of a GenBank genome assembly